GACUCCUGCAGGCUGAUUUCAGCAGCUCAGCACUCGCAGGUGGAGACGCGCACCGAUCCGGAGCUUCGUCUGAGAGCCGAGCGCGCGCACUCACUCACUCACUCGCCCAAAUUAAUAAAUAAAAUAAUUAAUGCAGCAAGCUCGUGUUCAAACCAACUACAAUGAAAGCAAAUCUGUCGCAGUCAGUCCAAUCCUCAUAUGACUCCCAGUCAUUUAAAAUUUGAUGAGCAGUUUUUGGAGAGCUCCUUGGAUUGAUCCCAGUGUUUUCCAGUCAUGAAGAACAGGAGGGAAUAUGUGGAAUACUGGAGCGCGAUUAUAGUGUCUCUCUUCUGGAUUCACAGCUCUGUCGGGAUGCCCCAUGUCAUACGGAUAGGGGGGAUUUUUGAACAAAUGGAUGGACCUGUGGCGCUCGUCAGCUCCGAGGAACUGGCCUUUAAAUUUGCUGUUAAUAAUAUCAACAGAAACAGGACAUUAUUGCCCAACACAACGUUAACGUACGACAUUCAGAGGAUUAAUAUCUAUGAUAGCUUUGAGGCCUCCAGAAAAGCGUGCGACCAGCUGUCUUUAGGUGUAGUUGCCAUAUUUGGGCCGUCUCACAGCUCCUCAUCGAAUGCUGUACAGUCUAUCUGCAAUGCCCUGGAGGUCCCACACAUUCAAGUGCGAUGGAAACACCACCCGAUGGACAACAGGGAUACAUUUUAUGCCAACCUGUAUCCGGAUUACUCCUCUCUCAGCUACGCUAUCUUAGACCUGGUGCAGUUCCUCAAGUGGAAGACAGCCACCGUGGUUUACGAUGACAGUACAGGUUUAAUCAGACUCCAGGAGUUAAUUAUGGCUCCAUCCAGGUAUAACAUCAGGCUGAAGAUCCGGCAGCUCCCUCUGGACACCACGGACACCAGACCUCUGCUCAAAGAGAUGAAAAGGAGCAGAGAGUUUCGCAUUAUCUUCGACUGCAGCCACAUAAUGGCUGCCCAGAUCCUCAAACAAGCCCAGAUGAUGGGGAUGAUGACAGAGUACUAUCACUACAUCUUCACCACUCUGGAUCUCAUGGCCAUAAACCUGGAGCCGUACCGCUUCUGCGGCGUCAAUAUGACCGGCUUCCGCAUCCUAAACGUGGACAAUCCUCAGGUUGCCUCCAUUGUGGAGAAGUGGUCCCUUGAGAGGCAGAUUCCCCCAAAACCAGACUCCGGUCUCCUGGAAGGGAUCAUGACGACAGAUGCUGCUCUGACGUACGACGCAGUCCACAUCGUGUCGGUUUCUUACCAGCAUGCGCCGCAGAUGACUGUCAACUCAUUGCAGUGUCAUCGCCACAAACCCUGGAGGUUCGGAGGACGCUUCAUGAGUUUCAUUAAAGAGUCUCACUGGGAUGGCCUGACGGGACGGCUGUGCUUCAACAGAACUACAGGUCUGCGCACCGACUUUGAUCUUGACAUUGUGAGUCUUAAAGAGGAUGGCCUUCAAAAGGUGGGGAAGUGGAGUGCAUCUGGAGGGCUGAACAUCACCGAGGUCCCCAGGCAAAACGGCAUGAACAUCACAGACUCGCUUUCCAACCGCUCGCUGGUCAUCACCACCAUCCUGGAGGAGCCAUAUGUCAUGCUUAAGAAGUCUGACAAGGCACUCGUCGGCAAUGACCGCUUUGAGGGCUUCUGUAUUGACCUGCUUAAGGAGUUGGCCAGCAUUCUGGGUUUUUCCUACGAGAUCCACCUUGUGCCAGAUGGAAAGUAUGGGUUUCAAGAUGAUAAAGGCCAGUGGAAUGGGAUGAUAAAGGAACUCAUGGAGCACAGGGCUGACCUUGCUGUGGCUCCUCUCACAAUCACCUUUAUGCGGGAGAAAGCUAUCGACUUCUCCAAGCCUUUCUUGAACACUGGCAUCAGUAUCCUGUACCGCAGACCCAACAGCACCAACUCUGGCUUCUUCUCCUUUCUGAACCCCAUGACCCCUGAUAUCUGGGUCUACAUCCUGUUGGCCUACCUGGGAGUCAGCUGUGUACUCUUCGUCAUCGCCAGGUUCAGCCCGUACGAGUGGUAUGAUGCCCAUCCGUGUAACCCAGGCUCCGAUGUGGUAGAAAACAACUUCACCCUUCUCAACAGCUUCUGGUUUGGCGUGGGCUCCCUCAUGCAGCAAGGUUCAGAACUGAUGCCUAAAGCUCUCUCUACUCGAAUCAUCGGAGGAAUCUGGUGGUUUUUCACCCUCAUCAUCAUCUCCUCCUACACAGCGAAUCUGGCCGCUUUCCUCACUGUAGAGAGGAUGGAUUCGCCCGUGGACUCAGCCGAUGACCUGGCCAAACAGACCAAAAUAGAGUACGGCGUAGUCAAAGAUGGAGCAACCAUGUCCUUCUUCAAGAAAUCAAGGGUGUCUACAUUUGAGAAGAUGUGGGCUUUCAUGAGCAGCAGGCAGAGCACGUCAUUCGUCAAGUCCAUUGAAGAUGGGAUUCAGAGAGUGUUAAAGUCAGACUAUGCCCUGCUAAUGGAGUCAACGACCAUUGAGUAUGUGACACGCAGAAACUGCAAUCUCACACAAGUCGGCGGCAUCAUUGACAGCAAAGGUUACGGAAUCGGCACCCCAAAAGGCUCGCCAUACAGGGACAAAAUCACAAUUGCCAUCCUCAGUAUCCUGGAAGAUGGCCGUCUUCACAUGCUCAAAGAGAAGUGGUGGAGCGGCAGCAGCUGUCUAGAAGAUGAGCGGUAUGAAACGGGUCCCAUGGGCAUCCAGAAUCUGGGCGGCAUCUUCAUUGUGUUGGCAUCUGGUCUGGUGCUGUCAGUGUUUGUGGCUAUAGGAGAGUUCAUCUACAAGCUGCGAAAAAAUGCUGAACGUGAACAGGUCUUUCUGCAGUGCGGUGAUGGAAGAGAUCAAACUGUCGUUCACGUGCGAGAGACGAGUGAAACACAAGCUCCACCGGCAGCCGCCGGCCAUGGUGAAGACGGACGCAGUGAUCAACAUGCACUCCUUCAACGACCGUCGCCUGCCAGGAAAGGACAACAUGAGCUGCAACACCGCGAUGACGCCCGUGUUUCCAUGACUUGCCUGGGCGACGGCCACCUGAGGCACGUCCCCGGCGCCGUGCCGGAGAGCAGGGACUACGGCUCCGAGAUGAUUACGGCAUUCACCAUCAACCGCAGAGACAUCCGACACCAAAUGGCCAGUCAGAACGGUGGCAGUAGCAGCAAACCAGGUAGUGACCACAUCCUCAAACCAAUGUAUCCCACCAUGCCAUUGCGAGAGGGAGGCCGUUCGGUAUCCUUCCUGUGAGAGCGAGCCACGUCUGCGAAACUAUCCGCGCCCGAGUCUGAUGUUUACAAACGGCACUCAAAAGCGAAGCUCACGAUCUGACUCGAAGGAGCCCCCCGAUCAAAACGAAAAUAUAUGUUUCUCAUUGGAACAAAGUGGAAACAUGUGGAAAAGAGGCUUUUUUUGAGCAUGGCAAUAAAUGAAACUACGGACAGACGUGUAUGGAAGUAGUUUUCUUAGAGUAUCAUUUAUAGCACAUCAAGUUCAUUUUGAAGAGUUCUGACGAUUUAUCUUUUGAUUUUGUCGUCUGCGUUUUGGUGGGGACGCAACAAAACAGCGACGUAGGAACAGUUUAGCCAGUGUGACCUGCUAGAAUAGUAGAAAACCCUUAGACUGCAAGUUCCCGAAGGCUACAGAGAGUGUAGCGGCAUCCUUCGCCCACAGAAAUGCACAAACAAACAGGGUUGAUUUCAUUUGAGCCACCUAAACAAAUUGAAAAACGAGUAACAAUUCUGUACGGCAGUUUUGAGCAAGACUUGCAGCCAUUUUGAUUUAUUCGCGCUUCAUACAUUGCCAGCAGAUGUUUUUUACACAGCGAGAUCUAAUGGUAAUGACGGAUAAACACAACAGUUGCCAAAGAUCUGUCGUCCAAAUGGAUUUAGACACUUGAAACGCAGCUUCCCCUACAGACAAGAGAGCGAGUGACACGUUGCCUCCGCUGUGUUUGUUAAAUGAGUUAUUCCUGAGAAUCACAGCCCUCGCAUCAAGAAUACUCACUUCACACGGUACAUACAGAGGAUUCGACACAAACGCAGAGCUUGCCGUAUGGUGGAGAGCUAAUACAAAGGAAACUAAACCAUUUUAAGAUGUACGUGAGUGAGAAUGUCUCUCGCCGUCUAUCUGUUCGACAAGUCGGUGAUGAUUACAGUGGCUUUUUCCAUCUGCAUCUGCGUCGAGACCUUUCAACGUCAACUUGUUUGAAGUACAGAAUUUAUAAGUGGUGUGGCCUUCAUCAAAGCAUUAAUCAGAAAACAUCUGGAUGUUUUUUGAUUAUUAUUUCAUCUUUCAUUCAUGUCAGGUUUUUGGAAAAAAAAAUUUUUGAUUACUAAAAACAAAUUAUGAAGAUCACCCACUCACCUAUUCAUCUACAUUUCUGGAACCAGUAUUAUUUUUUCUUCCCUGAGACACAAAAUGAGAUAUUGGGCAGGAUGUUCAAGCUGCACUUUGACAUACAAUAAAAGCUGAUGGUGAUUUAUACUGCCAAGCUUAAAAAAGGAUAAAAAGCAGCAUAAAAUUAGCCCAAGACAGACACCCAACACACCCCAGACAGAGAGAAAGAUUAUCUCGAAUAAUGAUAAAUGUUUCUCACAGCCAUCAUGUAUUUGCAGAAAACAUGUCAAUGUAUAUCUUAUACAAGUAUGGACUACUUUAGGGCUCAUUUACACCAAGAACAAUAACUAUACUGAAGUCCAUACCAACUGAAAGAUAGCAUUGACAAAAUCAGUAAUGUUUUGUGUGUGGCAAGUUAUGUUGUCUGCCGCUUAAACCACUCAAGCUCUUUAGAUCGUUUUCACACUUGGUUUGAUUGCUUGGUCCAGACCCGAGUUUGAUUGAUCCUACUCCUGCUGCCCAGCUGGAUUGCGUUCACACAGUCAUUUUUGGUUUUGAACCACGGUACUUUUGCGUCAUCAGGGUGGCAAUGAAUCAAUGCUUGAUCGCUUUGUUUUUUGUACUGAUUUUGGCUUUAAAUAAAUGUCAGAAGCAGAAAUGAGAUAUAAAUUCUCUCUCAGGAAAGUGAGGAGUACGCAUACACAGUUUGACCAGUUCAUGAAUCGCUAAUUGUGGCUCGCUUCUGUGAUUUAUUACAAUUAAAUUCACGUCAGAAGCAUACUUACAGAGUUUGCAUUACCCAUACCUCAGACCUUCCUUUUUAGGCAGACUCAGGUACACACCCGAAUUUCAGAAUGCAGCUUUUACGUUAUUCAAACAAACCCGGCAGUGCACAGAAAGUGCUAGUGUGAAAGCCCACUUAAAGUUGAGUGGAUUCUGAUUGGCUGUCAAUGUUUGUAUUGUGGAUCAUCCGACAAAAAAAACGAACAAAAAAAAAGUUCUGAAAGUGAUUCCAAAGGUAUCCAGAUUCCCUAUUCUUAUAGAAUUUGAAUGAUUAUUAAAAUAGAUUUUUGAGUUAAGUGGAUUUUGAAUGCAGCUUCCAAAAGACAAAAAAUAAUGAAUUUUAGUCCAAUAGUAUAUUAUACAGUGCACAGCAUAAAUGAGUACACCCCUUCUAAAAUGUAACCAAUUCAGCAAUUACUCUUAACUUAGAUGAUAUGUUAGGGUUCUUUGGAGAUAUAAUGUUCCAACAAGCCUGCUUGCUCAAUUACCGAAGAAGAAUGUCAAAAUUAUUCAGCAAAAUAAGAUUUUCUUAUCAAAGUGAUAAAAAGUUGCAAAAAUGAGUACACGCUCCUGAAAGUUACUGAUUAAAACAAAGAAAAAUGUGUGUAUAGGUUUUAGGCUAUUUUUGAUCAACAGUUAAAUAUAUUGAACCAAAACUUUUAAAGACAAGUAAUUUCCUGACAAUUAAAAGUGUCAUACUCAGACUUAAUGCUGGCAGCAAUGCAACCACUUAGGAGAAAACUGCCAGGUGACUUGUUGCUUAGCAUAAAAGAGGACAGUGGUACAAGAGGAAUACCAAAUUAUUGUUUUAAGUGUGAAAAUAUAGCAGAAGUAGCACCGACAUUCAAAAACAAUGGACUUGUGACAAGGCUCCUAAAAUAAUCAGGUCUUCACUUUAAGUUUUCAUUUAGUGAUGAGAGAAUUUUCGUUAGAAAAAGAGCAGAAGAAAUACCAUGCAAGUGUUUUAGAGCCGGCAAAAGGUAUGAAAAGAGUGACACUUUAUCUCACAGAGUACAACGCAGCCUGUAAAAAGUGACAUGGAUGGUUGUUGUCACCCCUAGAAUUACCUACUGUAGCCAAAGCACAAUAAACUCAUUUAGCCAUAUUUACAAAAUAUAGACUUCUGGGAAUCCAUACUCUGGUGUCAAGAGACCAAGUCAAUCAUUUCGGAUCCAAAAGCAUCCAAAAUGUUCUAGUGUUGCUAGAGGAGGAGUACAGUGAGCAGUGCCUGGUACCCACAAUGACGUUCAGUGGUAGUAAAGCUCUUAUAUAGUUAUGUGUGAGUGCUGAAGGUGUAAGGGAGUUGUGCUUUAUCAGUGCUGUCAUGAAUUUACACACCACUGUGUGAUGUAAUACAAAAAACUGAAACUUAAGAUGCUACCCUCCCCUCAUUCCCUGCAUUAUUGGGCAUUUUCUCAGCAUGACAAUGAAGAUAUUCAUUCUCCCAAGGUGAAAAUCCUUCAGUGGACAUGUAUUUCACUUAAUAUUAACAUUCUUGAGCAACUGUGGGGGAUUCUGUUGAGACAAGCUGAGCAAAACCCCCCAUUAAAGACCAGGGCAUCAAGGAGGUCGUCCUCCAGGAGUUAAACAGGAUAGAUGUAAACAUUUGUUAUGAAUUUGUACACUCAGUGCCAAGAGGUGACAGAGCAGUAUACUUUAAGUUCUGGAGGACAUACUAAGUACUCAAAUAUUAUACAUUUGAAUAAAAUCUAAGGUGUACUCUUUUCUGCAAUCCUUCAUUUAAACAAAAUUGGCUGAUUUACUGAUCUUAUAUUAUAUUAUAUUAUUGUAUAUAUGUUCUUUGAUAAUGUAAAUCUUUACAUACAUACAAUGUUUUUAUUAAAAUUCACAUUAAAUACAAAGUCAGUCGUAUUAAAAAUAUGUUAUGGCAUGACACCCAUAUCUGGUAUUUAGGUAAAAUAUUUAGGUAAAAAUGUAAAAAAAAGACUUGCCCAUCUCCCAUUGUAGAUCAACUAACAUUAUCAGUAAAGGAGCAAAAUGCAUUUACUUAAACAUAUUUGAGAAUUGAGAUAUUUCAUGAUAUAGUUAACACGUUUGGGAAUAUUUUGAAUAAUCAAAAAAAAAUACAUAAAACAUAAGCCUUUAUCAGUUAUACAGUGCUAUCGUGGCUGCUGUGUAGGCCAAUCACAUGACAUGCAUGAAGAGGGCUUCUCCCCAUCUCACUCCCAUGCCCCCUCAAAAAUACUAAGUGCAUGACGCCUCUAAUCUACACUGUUAAUGGUUGUUUGUGGUGCCUUUGUUGUUGUAUUUGGAGUUUGGCAGUAUGAAUAAUCUCCCGCUUUUGUUGCAUUGAAAAGAGUAACUGAAACAUUCUGGUUAAAACCUCAACCAGAAAAUUAUACACUUUAAAAAUGACAUGAGGGUAAACAGUGACGAAAUGUAAGUGAAUCGGGCCAGUGGCGGUAAAUGCAUCAAUUUAUUUAUUUUCUUCACAUUCUUUAUUCAUAAUAUCAUUCGUAAAUCUUUGUGUGGUUCCAUGUGGUUAUCAUGGGUCAUGUUUUAACACAGUCAUUUAUUUGCGCUUCACUUCGAAGCUUUCUUGGCCUGUUUUGCAGGACUGUUCUCCCCAUGUAUCUGAACCUGGAAUUUUAAAUAAUCGGGACGUCAGGUGUAAGAGGGUAAUGCGGCUUUCACAUUUGCAUACGUCAGUGAAUAAAGAGAGUGAACAAAUGCAGAGACGGCUACAGUAAAUUGCAAUACAAGCGUGUUGAACAUCAAAACUGCAAUACAGAUGUACGGUACUGGACCCUCUCAUCUCUGAGCGUGGCAAAUUUUCAGACGAGCAUUUAGUGACAGUUCUCAUAGGUAGUUGAAUCCAUGUGUCGUCUACAUGUGGAAAAUCCUACUAAGCUACUAAACGUUCUCAUGAUGAGGUGUAGGUGCUAAGAGUCUUCACCCGCUGCUCGCCCGCCCGCGGCAGCUCGACCAAUGACAGACCUCCGUGAGGUCAAUCUAACGGACAGUGUCAAAAACAAAAGCAAAAACAAAAGAAAAAAAAGCAUUUUUGUGUUUUUAUGGUGAAUUAUGUAUCGAUCAGAAUAACUUCAUGUGACUCGAUGUUUCUUUGGUGAAAGCUCAUUGUAUAUGUGUUAUUCAAAUUCUGUGUAAUUUUAACACUCUCUUGCAAAGUAGGGUAUAUAUUAGAUGAACAGAAAAUUACUGUAUUUUGCUAAAUACUGAUGAUUUUUACCUGUAUUUUUUUCCUCAGCUCUUCUCUUCUUAAUAAUUUGUGCAGUGCUGUAUCAAGUGUGGUACAUGCAUAUUGUAAUAUAGAAUCUACUCUCGAGAAACUACACAAAUGGAUUUAAAGAACAAUAAUUUAAAGCCCCAGGCCCCAAUUCCAGCACAUUCAGUUUCAUUAAUAGAAGGAGUUGAUAGGAAAUCUGAGUGAUGUAUGUGAGACCUCCAGAUAUUCUGCAACAUAAUGUAAUCAUAUCAGAUGUAUAUAAAUAAGACAUAUAACAGAAUAUUCAGAGAAGAAUACGCCGUGUCAUUUCUAUCGCUUUCCAUGAACGCCCAUCAUGGAUAUUUGGAUUAUUUAUCUAUUUAUUUUUAUUUUCCUGUUUCUUUUUUUUUUUUUUUUUUUCUCCCACAGUGUUCAGAAGGCUUAGUAGAUUCUGUAGACAUUUCUACAUUGUCUAAUCUAUGUCUGAUCACUUAUUAUUCAACGCAUAUAUAUCAUAGAUAUCAUAGUGCAAAUCUUGUUCACUAAACUGUUUCUUUGACUGGUUGUCUAAUACAGUAUUACAAAACAGACCCCGUAAAGUACAUAAAGGGAGUUAUAUGGUUUAAGAAUAAAGAGACAAGUCAAAAAAGGAAUAGUUCACCAAAAUGAAAGUUAAUUCUCAUUAUUGACUUCAUGAUGUUCAAAAUCUAUUUCAAUAGAACACAAAUGGCGAAUGUUUUUCACAUAACAUUGUGUGAGGAACAGACUAAAGUUUAAUUUAACCAGGUUUCAAAUCUCAUUUUCCAUUCCACAUAUUCAUUUACCAUAAUUCAUGAAUGAAUUACUGUAUGAAUCAGUAAUAACUCAAAUAGAGUUAUCAUGUGACUUUUUUUUUUUUCUUUAACUUAUUAACUCAUUAUAACUGCCUAUUAUACUAAGACCAUUUACCCUGGUAGGUUUAUUUUAUUUUAUUUAUUUUUAUAAUAAUAAUAACAAUAAUAAUAAUAAAUGACACACAUCUGUUGCAAUUUGGUAUCUCUUGCUCCAAAUUAAAUGUUUUUGUUACAACCUUAAUGCAUUGCACAUGAGAAAAUUAGACAAUUCAUAUGAACAUUUUAAUUCAAAUUAUUUAAUUAUGUAUUAAAAAUGUUUAGAAUAUAUAAAGCUUUUAAAUUAUUAUUAUUAUUAUUAUUAUUAUAUAUGUUUUUAAUAUAUACGUUUGUUGUUAAUGCAUAUCAGUUAUUAACUAAAUAAAUAAAAAGCUUUUUUUUUUUUUUUUUGAGACUAGAUCUGUCAGUCUUCCAUACAUACAUGAAUUCUUUCAUAUGAUUGGCUGUCGGGUAAACAUGUCAUACUUUCAGUAUUUGAAUCAUAAAGUGUUCAGUUUGGUUUGACAAAGCUAUUCUGAAACCAAUAGUAGCAACAGACCUCUGCAUUACCUUUAAUACAGUUUUUUGUUUUUUUUUUUUUUGACAAACAUGCUCAUUGCCAGCUUUUCUUGUAAUGGAGAAGAGCUAUGUGAAAAUGUUCAAAAAAAAAAUUAAAAAAAUCACAUGAAGGUUAUGAAGUAAUGCCAGAAUAUUAUUUUUUUGUGAACUAUUCCUUUGCUUUCGAUGAAGAGUUGUCACCUUGUGUGUAGCACAAGGAUGUUGGAAAAUACACAAUGGUAGGUUACAAAAUUCUUAUUGAAUUAGAUUAAAUCAUAUAUUGACACUGUGACACAUUAAUUGUAAUUAAUGACUUAGUAUCGUUUGCAGCAACACAGAGUGAAGACCAUAUGUAUCACACAUGCCUUCACAUCUGAUGAAAGACCAUGAAAUAUUCUUUUCUAUCUGUAUGAAUUGCAUUACACUGAACAUUUACUUUGGAUAUUCAGUCAAUCCAAUUUACGGAGCAUAAACAUCUAUUUUAUAAAAAGAAUAAAGAAACAAUGUGAACAUUGCUGUUUUACAAAAUUGUCUGAAACAGAAAGAAAAAUAAAA
This is a messenger RNA of Labeo rohita (rohu), 10290 nucleotides long. It is a transcript of the gene grik3, whose product is annotated as glutamate ionotropic receptor kainate type subunit 3. The transcript is spliced from 16 exons. Gene Ontology annotation, molecular function: transmitter-gated monoatomic ion channel activity involved in regulation of postsynaptic membrane potential; kainate selective glutamate receptor activity. The record is from RefSeq and is a predicted model, not a curated record. Gene Ontology annotation, cellular component: kainate selective glutamate receptor complex; plasma membrane; presynaptic membrane. Bases 274 to 3249 code for a protein of 991 amino acids. Gene Ontology annotation, biological process: modulation of chemical synaptic transmission; synaptic transmission, glutamatergic; monoatomic ion transport. Lineage: Eukaryota; Metazoa; Chordata; Actinopteri; Cypriniformes; Cyprinidae.